CCUUUCAAGCCCUCCCCCGCUAUAUAUAUAAAUCGCUUGUCCACCCCAGACUCUCAAUUCAUUCCAACGCACAUUUUCCUUUCCUUCAUCCCAAACAGAAGGAGAGAGAGGGAGGGAGAGAUUGGAAAGAAGAAAAACAAUCACAACAAAAAAAAACUGAAAACAAAGUCAAAAUCACAAUCACAAGCACAAUAAUCCUCUACUACACCCAAUAUCUGCAAAAAGAAACCCUACAUCCAAUCAAUGGGCGACGUGUACUGCUCGGACUGCAAGCGAGCGACGGAGGUGGUGUUCGAUCACUCGGCUGGAGACACGGUUUGCUCGGAGUGCGGUCUGGUUCUGGAAUCGCACUCGAUCGAUGAGACCUCCGAGUGGAGAACCUUCGCGAACGAGUCCGGCGACAACGACCCGGUCCGAGUUGGCGGCCCCACCAACCCCCUCCUCACCGACGGCGGCCUCUCCACCGUCAUCUCCAAGCCCAACGGCGUCACCUCUGACUUUCUCUCCUCUUCCCUCGGCCGCUGGCAGAAUCGCGGCUCCAAUCCCGAUCGAUCUCUCAUCUUGGCCUUCAAAACCAUCGCCACCAUGUCCGAUAGGUUGGGCCUUGUUGCAACCAUUAAGGAUCGGGCCAAUGAGAUAUACAAGAAGGUAGAAGAUCAAAAAUCUAGUAGAGGAAGAAACCAGGACGCAAUUUUGGCUGCUUGCCUUUACAUAGCUUGUCGCCAAGAAGACAAGCCACGUACUGUUAAGGAAAUCUGCUCUGUUGCCAAUGGAGCAACAAAGAAGGAAAUUGGCCGAGCAAAAGAAUACAUCGUGAAACAACUAGAGCUCGAGAAGGGUCAGUCAGUGGAGAUGGGUACUAUACACGCUGGGGAUUUUAUGAGGCGUUUUUGUUCAAAUCUUGGUAUGAACAAUCAAGCAGUUAAAGCCGCCCAAGAAGCUGUCCAAAAGUCAGAAGAAUUUGAUAUAAGGAGGAGCCCUAUAUCAAUUGCAGCAGCUGUCAUCUAUAUUAUAACACAACUUUCAGAUGAUAAAAAGCCCCUUAAAGAGGAUGGUAUUGUGCAUGCAGAUGUUUCAAUUGCAACGGGAGUUGCAGAAGGGACAAUCAGGAAUUCCUACAAGGACCUCUAUCCCCAUAUUUCAAAGAUAAUACCGAGCUGGUAUGCUAAGGAGGAGGACCUUAAGAACCUCAGCAGUCCUUGAAAUGUUGAGGAAACAAUAGUAAAAAAGACAAAAAAGAGUGAUUUUGAAGUUAUUACUGGAGUGAUUUGUUUUGGAUGUUGUGAAGGACAGACAAACAAGUUGUACUCCUUUUUCCAAAGGUUGAGUAUACAUUUGAGUCAUAAAUUAAGUGCAAACUGCACAUUGGUUUUACUCUUUUUUUUGUCUUUUAAAAAAUUGCUUAUUGUCUUCUUUUAGUUAUUGUAAUAACGGUUAUGUCGGAAUAUAGUCAUUGUAAUAAUGGCAUAGAGUUUUUGUUUUUUUGUAAUUUUAAUAGAAUAACUGACUCAUUUGGCUCCUA
Molecule: messenger RNA, 1522 nt
Organism: Camellia sinensis
Lineage: Eukaryota; Viridiplantae; Streptophyta; Magnoliopsida; Ericales; Theaceae
Source: RefSeq, a predicted model, not a curated record